Rotaria socialis is the source of this 693-nucleotide messenger RNA. The record is from the annotation of a GenBank genome assembly. NCBI's taxonomy places the organism in Eukaryota, Metazoa, Rotifera, Eurotatoria, Philodinida, Philodinidae.
AUGAAAUCAUUUAGUAUAAAUCGACAAUUAAUAACGUCAACAAUGAAGCCAAAUAAAGAGAGUGAAGAAGUAGCAGCUGCAGAAGAAGCUAUUGGACAUUUCGGUUAUGGCAUUGAAAAUCUUACUUGGAAUCAGGUUAAAAAAUGUAUCGAAAUUACGAAAAUCAAAGGUUUGAACGAAGAUGAUUUGUUCAACGAGUUUACUGAAUUAAGAUUGACUUUCGAAAUGAUUCAGAAAAAAGAAGUACCAUUAUUAGAUCAGAUUCAAUUUUUUCUUUCCAAUGAAGGACAAGAAGAAAUUCAUAACUCAUCAACAACGUCAAUUCAUCAAAGUGAAGCUAACGAAGAAGAUGAGGAAGAACAAAUAAAAAUGAUUCGGUCCGAUCGACUGUGGGCAAUGCUACUUGCUGCUAAUGCUACACCGACACCAAAUAUAAAGAAAUUGAUUUGUUUUUUGUACUCGAUUCCAGCUAGUAAUGUUUAUGUCGAAAGUAUUUUUUCUGACAUGAAGCAUUUACUUAGUGAUUCUCGUAAUCGAAUAUCAGUCGAUCUAGUAUCUGCUGAGUUACAAAUUCGUCGAAAUUCCUCGUUGUCAUGUACUGAUAUGCAUCAAUAUUUGCUAUCUCAUAAAGAGUUGCUGGGAGCGAUCAGGUCUAACAACAAAUGUGCAUUCAAAAAACAGCGGGUCCAGUAA